CUCGCUGACUCGCGGGCUGCGAGGCCUGGGUCCGUCGCGCCGCGCCGCGCGGGGCCGCUCGGAGUGGAGGCCGCCUGGGGGCGGGCGGGCUGGAGGCGCAGGUGCAUGUGAAGAUUUCUUGGCAGCUUAGUGUGGAAACCAUUGAUCACCUUGCCCUCAUUUCUGCCUGUUCUGUGUCAGCAAGAGACAGCGCCCAAAUGAGCAAGAUAGCCCAGCAGAAUAGUGCUCCGGGAAUAAGUGUUAUUCAUACUCAGGCUCCUGCCGGCGGCUUACAGCAGGUUCCUCAGCUGGUGCCUGCUGGCCCCGGGGGAGGAGGCAAGGCUGUGGCCCCAAGCAAGCAAAGCAAAAAGAGCUCGCCCAUGGAUCGCAACAGCGAUGAGUAUCGUCAGCGCAGAGAGAGGAACAACAUGGCUGUGAAAAAGAGCCGGUUGAAAAGCAAGCAGAAAGCACAGGACACGCUGCAGAGAGUGAACCAGCUCAAAGAAGAGAAUGAACGGUUGGAAGCAAAAAUUAAAUUGCUGACUAAGGAAUUAAGCGUAUUGAAAGAUUUGUUUCUUGAGCACGCACACAACCUUGCGGAUAAUGUGCCACCCGCUAGCACUGAGAAUACGACUUCUGACAACGCAGGGCAGUAGACCUCACCCCUCCCAAACCUCACGCCCUGUGGCUUGAACGUUAAAGGUGUGACUGCGUACAUCACUCGUAUCGAUGGCCGAACCUUGUCCCAUUAUUCGGAGACCCACUGAAGGUUGUUUUCUAGAAUCAGCGCUGAAGAGUUGAUUAGCUAAGAAUGUUAGCCAUGUAAUUUGAGGAUCUAGUUUUAAAUGAUAUGGAUUUUUUUGUGGGGAUGAAACAAAUUUUUAAGGUAUAUGGUAAAAAAAAAAAAAAGCCCUGGACCUUGAUAUUCUUAAUAAAUCCUCACUUCC
Molecule: messenger RNA, 926 nt
Organism: Odobenus rosmarus divergens (Pacific walrus)
Lineage: Eukaryota; Metazoa; Chordata; Mammalia; Carnivora; Odobenidae
Gene: CEBPG
Product: CCAAT/enhancer binding protein (C/EBP), gamma
Exons: 2
Coding region: 198-635 (145 amino acids)
Biological process (GO): DNA-templated transcription; regulation of transcription by RNA polymerase II
Molecular function (GO): DNA-binding transcription factor activity, RNA polymerase II-specific; RNA polymerase II cis-regulatory region sequence-specific DNA binding
Source: RefSeq, a predicted model, not a curated record